CCUCCUUCUUCCCAGCGCUGAUCAGCUCCUGUCCCUGGGGGAGCAGUGCCUGGCUGGGCGAGGGAUGCUCUGUGCAGCUCUGUCCCUCUGGGCAGAGACAGGAGGGGACGUGGGACAGGGGAAUUGCGGUGGGCUGUUUUAGGGAGGCAAGAGUUCGAGCUGUGGCCAGGCUGAGCCUUGCUGUGGUCCACACAGUCGAGGUGGCUGUAUCCCAGCUUGGGGCAUUGAAUCCCCACGCAGCUGGUGGUGGCAGGGAGCAAGGAGCAGAAGCAGCCUGCAGUAGGGAGCAACGUGGGCAGCCUGCUCUGUGUCCCCGUCUGGGGUUUGCUCACCAGCAGCUCUGCUGCAUCUUUUACUCCUGACUGGCCCAAAGGGGUCUACAGGGGCUGCGGGCUUUCGACGAAGAAACAGUGGUGACUUCUGUUAUCUUUAAACGUGGCUGUUCCUGCCCCCUCUCCCACAGAGACCUCUCGCAGCCUGAGCAAGAUCUCCGCUGGCUGUGAGUGCUGCAGGCGACCGAGCAGCACCCUCCCCCAAAAUGAUGGAAAACACAGUAUUUAUGUCAUUUACAUUCUACAGCACAAUCUUGAUUUUAAAAAUGUAUGUUGUUGCCAUCAUUACUGGACAAGUGCGACUCAGAAAGAAGGCAUUUGCAAACCCGGAGGACGCGCUGCGCAACGGGGGGCUGCAGUACUACCGCGAGGACCCCGAUGUGGAGCGGUGCCGCAGGGCCCACCACAAUGACAUGGAGAACAUCUUUCCUUUCCUCUUCCUUGGAGCCAUCUACUCCCUGCUGGAUCCCAGUCCUGCAGUGGCCAGGAUCCAUUUCUUCAUCUUCUGCGUGGGGCGCAUCAUACACACCAUCGCCUACCUCCUGCAGCUGAAGGCUCCCAUGCGCUCCGUGGCCUACAGCGUGGCACAGCUGCCCUGCUUCUCCAUGGCUCUACAGAUCCUCCUGGCCACCACCCCGUACUGGUAACGCCCAACGAGACCAGCCAUCCAAACCCCCUUGUCCCACACUCUACUGGUUUCACUGACUGGACCGGGUGGUGUGUGAGUGUGAUUAUGCAUGUGGGCACAUGGUAUAAAAUAAUAGAAUUGUAGAAUGCUUUGGGUUGGAAGGGCCUUUAGACACCAUCUAGUCCAACCCCCCUGCAGUGAGCAGGGACAUCUUCAGCCAGAUCAGGUUGCUCAGAGCCCCGUCCAACCUGACCUGGAACGUCUCUAGGGAUGGGGCCUCCGCUACCUCUCUGGGCAACCCAUUCCAGUGCCUCACCACCCUCGUUGUAAAAAAUGUCUUCCUUCCUAUAGUCCCCCUUUAAGCACUGGAAGGCUGCAAUAAGGUCUCCCUGCAGCCUUCUCUUCUCCAGGCUGAACAACCCCAACUCUCUCAGCCUGUCCUUGCAGGAGAGUUGCUCCAGCCCUCGGGUCAUUUUUGUGGCCUCCUCUGGACCCACUCCAACACUUCCAUAUCCUUCUUGUGCUGAGAGGCCCAGAGCUGGACACAGCACUCAGGUGAGGUCUGAGCAGAGCAGAGGGGCAGAAUCCCCUCCCUCAACCUGCUGGCCACGCUGCUUAUGAUGCAGCCCAGGAUACAGAUGGCUUUCUGGACUACAAGCACAUGUUGUUGGCUCAUGUCCAGCUUUUCGUCCCCCAGUACCCCCAAGUUCUUCUCUGCAGGGCUGCUCUCAGUCCCUCCAUCCUCCAGCCUGUAUUGAUAUCGGGGGUUGCCUCAACACAGGUGCAGGACCUUGCACUUGGCCUUGUUGAACCUCAUGAGGUUCUCACAUGCCCACCUCUCCAGCUCGUCUAGGUCUCUCUGGAUGACAUCCCAUCCUUCUGCACUGCUCAGCUUGGUGUCAUCUGCAAACUUGCUGAGGGUGGACACGAUCCCACUGUCUGUGUCUUUGAUGAAAAUGUUAAAUAGCACUGGUCCCAGUAUGGACCCCUGAGGGACACCACUCGUCACUGGUAUGUUGCCAGGGAGGCCACCUGCACCCCAGGGAUGCUCAGUGCAGCCUCGAUAAAGUCCCCGUGCUAUUGAAAUUGGGCAGGGAAGUCAUGAGAGAGAAGGAGCGCAUCCCCACAUGGAACGGGAAGGGGAUGUGGAGGCAGGUUUCUCUCAUGCCUGCUAAGGGUCGGAGGGGGAAAGCACCUGGACUACCCAUUGAGGAAGGGGUUCAUUGAAGGAAAGAAGGUUUUCUGGCCCAACUGCAUUCGGAACUGGGAAGGGGAAGAUGUGCUCUUUCCCCUUAGUCACAAAUACCCCAUGAAUCAGGAAGAGAAAAUCAUGUGGUCCUGUGAAGUCUCUUGGUCAGCAGACCAGGUUGGUAGCAGAGGCGGGUUAUAAAACAUCUACCCUCCUCCUGCCAGGCCAUGUGGGUCUGUGGGGAGGGGGUGUCUCUUAGGUUCCCUCUCCCAUGAGGAGGAGGACAGGAGGCAGGUGCCUGCCAGGCAGCAUAACACUUAAGUUGAAACUUUGGUGUCAUGGUUUUGGUGACGUGAAGCCACCGAAGUGUUCAGUACCCCCAGCACUGCCUCAUCUCACGCCACAGGAUGCAGCUCCCUGCCGGGGAGCCUUGCUGCAGGCAGGACCCUGCAGGUCCCAGGAAGGACACCCUGCGGCCGUUGUUUGGCAGCUCCCAGCCAGCAGCAGCUGUGGCUUUUCCAUCUCAGUCUCACCAUGGCAAGAUGCAGAGGGACGCGCCUGGAGCAGCGGCAGGAAUCGCUUACUGCGUAGAGAGCCAGACACAAAGCUCUGGGACUUCUGGAAAGACUGAGAUGCUCACACAAAACAGGGGUUUUGCAGUUUGCAGGCAGAGCUUUCUCCCAAGGGUGGUAUCUGCGUUCACAUGCCACUGAUGCCUGAAAACACUCCCAGGGCACCAGACUGAAUUUCUCCCCCUCUGUUUGCAGCCUUUCUCUGGCCACAGAAUGGCUGUUGCUAUUUGGGGAAUGUGCCGUGACUGCUUUGGGGGUGUUUUCUUUCAGCUGUUUCCUGCUGUCCACUGCUGCUGAGCUGUGUGCAGCCUGGAUUAGCUGGUGUUUGCAGAAAGCUCUGGAAACGAGUAGAGUGGCUUUGAACUGCCCCACAGGAGAAUACUGCUGCUCUGCAGGGUUGCCUGAAAGCCAUUGUGCUGGACAAGAGAGGCUGGGACCAUGGUAUCACAGGAUGACAAACCCUCGGGAGAUUCUCUGCCACGUAGCUGUCCCCAAGUGCCAAGGGCUGGUCCAGGCAACAGCAGCAUGUAAUGGAGCACCCCUAUGGAGGACAUGGCAGGAAGAAGCCUCUGCUGUUCAGUGCCUCCCUCCUCUGAGGGCAAUGCAGAGUUUUACUAAGACCCCAGGGGGAAACCAGAACGAGCCCCUUCUGCCUGUCCUAAGCACUAAAGUUGUUCCCUUAACCCCACUGUCCUCAGAGAUGCUCUUACUGAGACCUCACUGAGUGCCUACAUGCACAAAGCAUGGGCUGAAACACCAGCUCAGACUGAUGCUCUGAGCCCUUGCCCAGCUUGGGUAGCAGCUUCUGUGCCAGUAACUCCUGACCCCAGUGCAGAUGUGCCCUUAGGCUAAGCUGUUUGGUGAGACUAGGAGCAGAGUGCUCUGGUCUCCUGCUGGGGAUGCAGACCCCACCACAUGUGGAAGGUGGUCAGGACUGCAGGUUCAGCAGUUUGCUCUUGGCCAUUUCUCAUUUACACAGCCUCAACAGAUGUCUGCGUAAUACAUACCCCUCUUAAGCCUCUUCUGCCUCACAUGGUGCACAAGGUCUUGAACCCCUGUACAUUUCUCUGCUGCUGCACGUGCAUCCUGGUGGCAGGAAACAAAUAUUCCCAAUAAAAACAAAUCAUUGUGCUCUGAUACAUCCUUCCUUCAGGAGCAGCAGAUGCAGCUGGUAGCAGCUGGGUCCAGACCUAGCAGGAUGGCUCCCCAGCUGCAAAGUGCUUUGCUAAACACCACUGCAGAGCCUGGAGUGCCCUGGGACUCCAAGAGACAUCCCUUUCCUCUAGACUCAUCUGCCCUGCAGAGGAAGCUCUCUUCCAGGUGUGUGUUAUUUGUGCUGAUCUUUUAAAUUCAGCAGAGCUGGAGCUUGCAAAGGAGCUCUGCUCGGUUUUCUUUCCUAGAGUAGUAGGUUGCUACAAAGCUUGGUGUUCACCUAAACCUCCUCCAUCCCAGCUUCCCCCAAAGCAGGCUGAGGGGUAGGAGGUGCUUUGUCCCAGCAAGCUUUCUUCACACCCCACCUGUGCUGAGCUAGGUCCAUCUUGCCUGCGGAGCCAAGGUGGUGUUUAAACCCUGGAGGGCUGGGGAAGUUCAGGUAAGAUGUGGUUGCCCUCAUUUCUGUGCUUAUGACUUGCAAAGGAGCUGUCUGUAUUUUUUCAAGCUCAACAGCCCCCUCUUUUUGCAGGUAGGUUGCUGGGAAGCAAAGGCUUAAUUUCCCUGGUUUUCCCCUAUUUUCUUAAACUGUUGGGGUUUGGGAUGUGCUGCCCCAUUGGUGUCUGUUAGCUGGUUGAGAUGGCAAAAUGGCUCCAUUUGGUAGUGGUUUUUUUCCCCCUCGUGCUUUUUGCUUUCAGAUAAGAAAGCCUGAUAAAAUGGGCUUUCUCCAUACAUGUUGCUGAGGUUAGAGAUGUAGCUGGGAAUGAGAUUUUGGCAUGGAAAGGAAGAAAUGGGGCUGAAGACCCCCCCAGUCACCAGAGCUGCCAGCUCCUUCAGCCUCUUCUAAACUGCCUGUUCAGUGCCUGGGGCUGAUGCCCUGCUCAGGGAAGCUGAGGUUAUGUGCAGAGCUCUGCGUUCUUCUUUUUUAUUAAAAAAAAUAAACCCUGUUGUACUGGCUGCAGGGAAAAGCUUGGGAAUGUGAACUCUCCUGGCUUCAAAAAAACAAACAGAAAAAGCCCACAAGGCAAACUUCAGAGAGGCCCAACCAUCACACUUAUUUUGAAAUGCUGCAGAGGUUUGUGGGAGGCAGGACAGAUCCUGGCUCUCAGCUGCCUGGUCAGCCCAAAUCUCAUCAGGGUUCUCCCAGGACCGAGGCAGUCGGAGCCACUGGCUCUCCCCUGGGCCCAGCCAGUGGCAUUUGCUGCAAGUGAUGAGCUAAAGCAUCUCCCGCCUUUCCCCAAAUAAUAUCCUAAAGCCCAGAGCUCAAAUUCCUGCUCCAGCAUCGGUGUGGGGGAAGAAUGUGGCCAGGGUCCCCCACAGCUCCAGGAAAGCAGGGAUGGAGGUUGCAUCUACCACCCUCUGGGUUUUGGUGUGUGUAUUGUACAUGCCAACAAUUUGGUAUUCACACCUGGCUCAAACCUGAAACGGUAACGCUGCGAAACACACCUGGGACUGUAGAACAACACAGUUUGGCGCUUAGAUAUUUGAAUAUGAUUCAUACUGUCAGUAUGUGUCUUCCCUCCACCCUGCUGAGCCCAAGGUGUCUGGAGGUGGGGGGAAAAGCAAGUGGAGACCCAGCACAAGCCACCUCCCUUCCCACACACUUCUAGCCAGUUCAGCCCCAGGAUCCCUCCUAGCCCUGAGCUUUGGGCUUUUCCCUUCCUUACCUGCCUGUGCUGCUGCCUGGCUCUUUCCUGUCCAUCCAGGCGUUCCUCCUUGUGGGGUCUGGAACAAAGAUCCCCCUUGAUCAUCUCUCCUGUGACACAGGUCACUCUGUCUUCUCUGCCCUUCCAAAAUCUCCCAUUUCCUCUAGGAGAUGUGGGGCUGUAGGGUUUUGCCACGCAACCCCCCUUAUUUCUCUUGAGGAAUCAGGAUUCCCUUUGCUUGAAGGGAGGGUGAGAAGAAGCAGUUCUACAGGUAUGGGCAUCCCAGAGGUUAGUCCCCUGGAGACGACACCGGUGUUUCCCUGCUCCUCCCUGGUGUACACGAGGGUGAAGCUGGCGCAAGGAAAUCUUUAUCCACCAGUUGUUUUUUUUUCCCCUACCCGGCUCCAGAGCUGAGCUGUGAAAUGCCCCCUUUGCAACUUGGGUGCCGUGCUGGUGCCAGCCCCAGCUCCAGGCGGGAAGAGGGAGCGGGAUGGGGGGGCUUCGAGCCGCACCCCCGACCCCGCUGGGCUACCCCAGGCUGCGCUCCCCAGCGCGGGGCUGCAGCACCCUCGUGUGGCUGCGAGCACCCGCUGCGGGGGGCACCCUGCUCCCCCAGCCCCCAGAGCCGCCCCCUGCCGCCGGGCCACCGAGACCCCCACCCACGGAGAUCCCAGCCCGGGUGCCGGGGCCAGGGAGCUGUGGGCAGGCCCCGGAGGGGGUGCUGGAGGUGUUUUGGGGCAGAGGGAUGCAUGGCUGGGUGCCGGGUGCCAUUCCUUGGGGAGUGGGUUGAGGAGGAGGCCCCCAGCUGCUCCUGGGUCCAUCCAGCUCUCCGGAGCAGGCGGCCGCGAUGCUCUGCCUCGCUCCCGGCCACGCUGCACGUCUGCGUGCAGUAAUUCUUCCUUGGCUUUGUAACACCCACUACAAAGGGAAUUUGCUUCCUCCCUCCUUCCUGAAUUGUUAUGGAGCAUUACACCCCCAGCAGAUAGCCAUGUCCAGCUUUUCGAAAGCUUCUCUGCUGCCUUAGGUUGCUUCUUUUAAGGGUUUGGAAGGAGGCAGCAGUGAGCAAAAUAGCUGCAGGGAGAGAUGCUCCUUCCAAAUGAAGCACAAAGUUUGGGGUAACCAUUGCACCCCUCAGGACAUGAGGGGCUCAGCUGCUGGGAGAUGACAUGUUGCUGUCAUAUGUCCAGAUGUUUCUGCAGCUCAUAGGUGGUGUCAGCAGGACUUGGAGGGCCUCCGGACCUUCCUGUUGCCACCAGAGGGAGAAGGGCUCAGCCCAAGGGUAGCGGGAGAGGAGGAUGUUAUAACCGCUAGAUGUCUGUAUGAUUCGUUUUGGAUGGGGAUAACCAGGCUGGCAUCCCUGCAAGCUGGAAAAAGUGAGCUCUGUUUUGUCUCGCUGCCGUGGCAGCCGUUCCUGAUGACAAUAUAAAAUAGUUCUCAUUAAAAUAUUGCUGGGGCAAACUUCAACUUCUCAUCAGUCGGAAAGCCACGUGAAAAUGUUGGGCUGUGGGGGUCAGAAACGA
Molecule: messenger RNA, 7036 nt
Organism: Phalacrocorax carbo (great cormorant)
Lineage: Eukaryota; Metazoa; Chordata; Aves; Suliformes; Phalacrocoracidae
Source: RefSeq, a predicted model, not a curated record